Molecule: messenger RNA, 2154 nt
Organism: Lipotes vexillifer (Yangtze River dolphin)
Lineage: Eukaryota; Metazoa; Chordata; Mammalia; Artiodactyla; Lipotidae
Gene: APLP2
Product: amyloid beta precursor like protein 2
Exons: 17
Coding region: 49-2154 (701 amino acids)
Biological process (GO): axonogenesis; central nervous system development
Cellular component (GO): membrane
Molecular function (GO): heparin binding; transition metal ion binding; serine-type endopeptidase inhibitor activity
Source: RefSeq, a predicted model, not a curated record
GCAGCCAACGCGGGAACAGGGUUUGCUGUUGCUGAGCCUCAGAUUGCAAUGUUUUGUGGAAAGCUAAAUAUGCACGUGAACAUUCAGACGGGGAAGUGGGAACCUGACCCCACAGGCACUCAGAGCUGCUUUGGAACAACAGAAGAAGUCCUCCAGUACUGUCAGGAGAUGUAUCCAGAACUACAGAUCACAAAUGUGAUGGAAGCAAACCAGCCAGUCAGCGUGGACAGCUGGUGCCGGAGGGACAAGAAGCAGUGCAAGACUCACAUCGUGAUCCCCUUCAAGUGUCUCGUGGGCGAGUUUGUAAGUGACGUUCUGCUAGUUCCAGAAAAGUGCCAGUUUUUCCACAAGGAGCGGAUGGAAGUGUGCGAGAAUCAUCAGCACUGGCACACUGUGGUCAAAGAGGCCUGCCUGACUCAGGGAAUGACCUUGUACAGCUAUGGCAUGCUGCUCCCCUGUGGGGUGGACCAGUUCCACGGCACCGAGUAUGUGUGCUGCCCUCAGACAAAGAUUGUUGAAUCUGCUGCGUCAAAAGAAGGGGAGGAGGACGACGAAGAGGACAACGAAGAGGACGACUACGAUAUUUAUAAAAGUGAAUUUCCUACCGAAGCAGAUUUGGAAGACUUCACAGAAGCAGCUGUGGACGAGGGUGAGGAGGAAGUGGCGGAAGAUCGCGAUUACUACUACGACGCCUUCAAGGGAGACGGCCGCCGCGAGGAGAGCCCGACCCAGCCCAGCCGCCAUGGCACCGCUGCAGAGAAGGAGGUCUCUCACGGUGUCAGAGCUGUCUGCUCCCAGGAGGCGCUGACGGGGCCCUGCCGGGCCGUGAUGCCCCGGUGGUACUUCGACCUCUCCAAGGGGAAGUGCGUGCGCUUUAUAUAUGGCGGCUGCGGCGGCAACAGGAACAAUUUUGAGUCUGAGGAGUAUUGUAUGGCUGUGUGUAAAGUGAUGAUUCCCCCAACUCCACUGCCGACCAAUGAUGUCGACGUGUAUUUCGAGACCUCUGCAGAUGACAAUGAGCACGCGCGCUUCCAGAAGGCCAAGGAGCAGCUGGAAAUCCGGCACCGAAACCGGAUGGACAGGGUGAAGAAGGAAUGGGAAGAGGCUGAACUUCAAGCCAAGAACCUCCCCAAAGCCGAGAGGCAGACUCUCAUUCAGCACUUCCAAGCCAUGGUGAAGGCCCUGGAGAAGGAAGCGGCCAGCGAGAAGCAGCAGCUGGUGGAGACGCACCUGGCACGGGUGGAGGCCAUGCUCAACGACCGCCGCCGGGUGGCGCUGGAGAACUACCUGGCGGCCCUGCAGUCCGACCCUCCGCGGCCCCAUCGCAUUCUCCAAGCCUUGCGGCGCUACGUCCGGGCUGAGAACAAAGAUCGCCUCCACACCAUCCGUCAUUACCAGCACGUGCUGGCUGUCGACCCUGAAAAGGCGGCCCAGAUGAAGUCCCAGGUGAUGACACAUCUCCACGUGAUUGAAGAAAGAAGGAACCAGAGCCUUUCUCUGCUCUACAAAGUACCUUACGUGGCCCAAGAAAUCCAAGAGGAAAUUGAUGAGCUGCUUCAAGAACAGCGAGCAGACAUGGACCAGUUCACCGCCUCCAUCUCAGAGAUGCCCGUGGACGUGCGGGUGAGCUCAGAGGAGAGCGACGAGGUCCUGCCGUUCCACCCCCUCCGUCCCUUCCCGUCCCUGCCUGAAAACGAAGACACUCAGCCGGAAGUGUAUCACCCAAUGAAAACAGGAUCUGCACUGGGAGAGCAGGAAGGAGGACUGAUCGGGGCCGAGGAGAAAGUGAUUAACAGUAAGAAGAAAGUGGAUGAAAAUAUGGUCAUUGACGAGACCCUGGACGUGAAGGAAAUGAUUCUCAACGCCGAGAGAGUUGGAGGCCUCGAGGAGGGGCCGGAAUCUGUGGGGCCCCUGCGGGAGGACUUCAGUCUGAGCAGCAGCGCCCUCAUUGGUCUGCUGGUCAUUGCGGUGGCCAUCGCCACGGUCAUUGUCAUCAGCCUGGUGAUGCUGAGGAAGAGGCAGUACGGCACCAUCAGCCAUGGGAUCGUGGAGGCUGACCCAAUGCUCACCUCAGGAGAGCGUCACCUGAACAAGAUGCAGAAUCAUGGUUACGAAAACCCAACCUACAAAUACCUGGAGCAGAUGCAGAUUUAA